GAAGUAUAUUUCAAUAAAAAUCAACGCAUACAUGCUGGUUUUGUUUCCCAACUCGACUCCACCGUUUAUGGCCCCUGGUUUUCCCUCCCAUCUCAAUGACUAUGCUUAUUUAUUGUUUUCCAUUUUCUCUUUUACUUUUCUUCAAUCAAACACCUGCUUCUUCAUCUGGGUUUUCCAAUUCCUUCCCACAGAUAUACAUUACUGUUUGUUUCUGGGCACAUCAUUACAUACCCACAAACCUACCCUUUAUAUACUACUGUUGUUUCUUUGAAUUAUCCAAAAGAGAACAAUAAUUGUAGUACUAGAGAUGAAAAUGGAAGGUGGUUUGGUUGAGCAUAGGAGAGAAAUUGUAAGGGGUAUUAAUGGUAAAGUUAUCAAGAAGAAAAAGGAGAUCAAGAGAAGAUUGUGUUCUUCUUCUUCUUCUUCUUCAUCUAAUACCUUAAGAAUGGAGAGGGAAGUUCCGUCAGUAACAUUGCAACAACUUUAUAAUUGUUGCAAAUAUGUUUUUAAAGGUCGUGGGAUUGUUCCUCCUCCUCAAGAUGUUCGAAAUCUUUGCAACAUUAUGGAUCUUUUGAAACCUGAAGAUUUUCGACUGAGUAAGGAUCUUCCGUUUUUCAUGUCUGGAAAUUGCGUCAAAGGAAAUCCAAGGGUCACUUACACCACAGUCUGCAAGUGCCAGAAUUUUUCCAUGGUGCUAUUCUUUCUACCAGCAUCGGCCGUCAUUCCCCUCCACAAUCACCCAGAAAUGACUGUUUUCAGCAAACUGCUUUUAGGUGAAAUGCAUAUUAAAGCAUAUGACUGGGCUCAUCCGAUAGAUGUGGAAUGUGAAAAACAGCCUUCUUCGAUGAGGCUAGCAAGAUUGAAAGCUGACGAUGUCUUCACUGCUCCAUGUAACUCAUCAGUCCUGUAUCCUACCUCGGGGGGCAAUAUCCAUCAGUUCACAGCCAUAACACCUUGUGCCGUUCUGGAUGUCCUUGGACCACCGUACUCAAAAGAAGAUGGUCGGGACUGUAGUUAUUACAAAGAAAUACCCUUCACUUUGAAAGAUGAAGAAUUAGCAGAGCUAAAAGAUGACGGGUACUCAUAUGGAUGGUUAGAAGAGAUAGAAAUACCAGAAAGCUCGAAAAUGGACGGGAUAGUGUAUUUAGGUCCUCGUCCUCAGACUAACGACACUACCUGCUAACUAGAUUGUGGGUAAUUUAAUGGUGUUUAUGCUCCUCCACAUUCGUUCGUUGUUUGUUUUCUUCGCUUUGCUUAUAGGGUUCUUUCUCCCCCCACUCUUCGAUGUAAUGCUUGCUUUACUGUUGUUUCCGUUUACUUUUGGGGGCAAAGAUAUGAGUUGUUCAAACCACAGGCUAUAUGAUCUGAUGAUUGUGCGUUGUACAUACAUGAUCGAACAGGACUGAUGCUUCUUUUUAAGUCUGCUUUUAUGUUUAAUUGUAUUAUUCCCGCAACCAACUUUGUAGCGUCGUUUUCUAAGGAUAGAAUUGCUCUUUAUCGAUGUUUAACAUAGACGUUUCAAUUUGGGGGGCUCUUAGCUUUAAUUGAGCUUAGGAGAAUUGCUGCCGAGAUGGGCUCUGGCUAUACAUAAUUCACUUCCUUCGUUCUUUUGAAUUUGCUACACAACAUCUAAAAAGUAGAUAACCAUAAACUGAAAUAGUAAUGUUUUAUAUAUUUACAAACUACAAGCAUUCAAAUUUUAAGUUAAGAGGAAUACACAAUAGCCUAUGGGUCAUGCCUACAUCUCAUGAUAAGGGCACAUGUUCUUUCUUUUCUUGCAUACUCAUGACUUGUAUUACAACUAUCUACAGGUUGUUUGGUUAUUGGUAUUAUUUGAAUAUAGUGGAAAUGAGUUUUUAAUUUGUUGUUAUUAUUAUGUCAUUCCUAUGAUAAUGGAAGUCCUACCAUUUAAUACUAACAAAUUAUUUGUGCCUUUGACCUUCACUUACUGUUUUACUAUAUAGUAUUCUCUUUUACAUUACAUGAAAUAUUGUUUCAUUUAUGGAGCAGAGGAGUAAGUAUACUUGUGUCAU
Messenger RNA from Amaranthus tricolor (Joseph's coat), 2033 nucleotides. Its product is annotated as plant cysteine oxidase 1-like. The record is from RefSeq and is a predicted model, not a curated record. The coding region runs from base 308 to 1183 and encodes 291 amino acids. Gene Ontology annotation, molecular function: oxidoreductase activity, acting on single donors with incorporation of molecular oxygen, incorporation of two atoms of oxygen. The transcript is spliced from 5 exons. NCBI's taxonomy places the organism in Eukaryota, Viridiplantae, Streptophyta, Magnoliopsida, Caryophyllales, Amaranthaceae.